Messenger RNA from Apiotrichum porosum, 1440 nucleotides. It is a transcript of the gene ADE13, whose product is annotated as adenylosuccinase ade13. NCBI's taxonomy places the organism in Eukaryota, Fungi, Basidiomycota, Tremellomycetes, Trichosporonales, Trichosporonaceae. The transcript has 6 exons. Gene Ontology annotation, cellular component: cytosol. The coding region runs from base 1 to 1440 and encodes 479 amino acids. Gene Ontology annotation, molecular function: N6-(1,2-dicarboxyethyl)AMP AMP-lyase (fumarate-forming) activity; (S)-2-(5-amino-1-(5-phospho-D-ribosyl)imidazole-4-carboxamido) succinate lyase (fumarate-forming) activity. The record is from RefSeq and is a predicted model, not a curated record. Gene Ontology annotation, biological process: 'de novo' AMP biosynthetic process.
AUGGACUCGUACCAGACCCCCCUCUCCUCGCGUUAUGCGUCCAAGGAGAUGUCGCAGCUCUUCUCGGCUGCCAACCGCUUCGGCACCUGGCGCAAGCUCUGGCUCAACCUUGCCAUUGCUGAGAAGGAGCUCGGUCUCCCCAUCUCGGACCUCGCCAUCGAGCAGAUGAAGGCCAACCUCGUCCUGGACGAGGCCCAGAUGAAGGUCGCUGCCGAGGAGGAGCGCAAGCGUCGCCACGAUGUCAUGGCCCACGUUCACACCUUCGGCACCGUCGCCCCCGAGGCCGCCGGUAUCAUCCACCUCGGUGCCACCUCGUGCUACGUCACUGACAACGCCGACCUGAUCUUCCUCCGUGACGGUAUGGACAUUCUCAUCCCCAAGCUGGCCAUUGUCAUCGACCGCCUUGCCAAGUUUGCCGACCAGUACAAGGACCUCCCCACUCUUGGCUUCACCCACUUCCAGCCCGCCCAGCUCGUCACUGUCGGCAAGCGUGCCACUCUGUGGCUCCAGGAGUUGCUCUGGGACCUGCGCAACUUCCAGCGUGCCCGUGACGACCUCGGCUUCCGUGGUGUCAAGGGCACCACCGGCACCCAGGGUUCGUUCCUUGCCCUCUUCGACGGCGACCACGACAAGGUCGAGGAGCUCGACGAGCGCGUCACUGAGCUUUCGGGCUUCUCGUACGCCUACCCCGUCACUGGCCAGACCUACUCGCGCAGGAUUGACGGCGACGUGCUUGCUCCCCUCGCCCUCUUCGGCGCCACCGUCCACAAGAUGGCCACCGACAUUCGUCUCCUGGCCAACUUGAAGGAGGUCGAGGAGCCCUUCGAGAAGGACCAGAUCGGUUCGUCGGCCAUGGCCUACAAGCGUAACCCUAUGCGCUCGGAGCGUCUCUGCUCGCUUGCCCGUCACCUCGGCCCUCUCUUCCAGAACACCCUCAUGACUGCCUCCACCCAGUGGUUUGAGCGUACCCUCGACGACAGUGCCAACCGCCGUGUCACCCUCCCCGAGGCCUUCCUCACCGCCGACAUUCUCCUCACCACCCUCCAGAACGUCUGCGAGGGCCUCGUCGUCUACCCCAAGGUCAUUGAGCGCAGGAUCAUGCAGGAGCUCCCCUUCAUGGCCACCGAGAACAUUAUCAUGGCCAUUGUCAAGGCCGGCGGCGACCGUCAGGAGUGCCACGAGAAGAUCCGUGUCCUCUCCCACCAGGCCGGUGCCGUCGUCAAGGAGCAGGGCGGCGACAACGACCUCAUCGAGCGCGUCAAGGCCGACGCGUACUUUGAGCCCAUCUGGAACCAGCUUGACGCCCUCCUCGACCCCUCGACCUUUGUCGGCCGCGCCCCCCAGCAGGUCACCAAGUUCCUCACCAAGUUUGUCAACCCUGCCAUUGCGCCCUACGCCGACGCCAUCAAGAACGCCCAGGCUGCCCAGCUUUCCGUUUAA